UAGGAGAAAGAGUUGGUGUAGCUGAGAAAGAAAUUGAAGAACUUGGAAAAGAUUGUAAAGGUGCAGAGAUAAAGGUGCAGAGAUGGAUCGAGGAGACUUGAAUGACAUUGAAAGCGAAGGACUGCCUAUUGAUAGAAGGGAUCUGGAGAGGAACUGUUCGGACAUAUCGGAAAAAGAUACUAUGAUCAGGGAACCACUCCUUAAGAGGAGGAUGAACACCACCUCGCAGAUUGCCAUUAUUGGUUCUAAUGUCUGCCCAAUUGAAAGCCUUGAUUACGAGAUUGUUGAAAAUGAAUUAUUCAAACAGGAUUGGAGGUCAAGGAAAAAAGUUCAGAUAUUUCAAUACAUUGUCCUCAAGUGGACUCUUGCACUUCUUAUAGGGCUAGGUACAGGGCUUGUUGGCUUCUUUAACAACCUUGCAGUCGAGAACAUAGCAGGUUUCAAGUUGCUGCUCACUAACAAUCUCUUACUCGAUAAGAAGUAUGUCAAGGCAUUUUUAGCAUUUGCUGGUUCCAAUGUGGUUUUGGCAGCUUUUGCUGCAGCCCUUUGUGCAUACAUAGCCCCCGCAGCAGCUGGGUCUGGCAUACCUGAAGUGAAAGCCUAUCUUAAUGGUGUUGAUGCUUAUUCCAUUUUGGCUCCAGGUACUCUCUUUGUAAAGAUUUUUGGUUCCAUUUUUGGAGUCUCUGCUGGAUUUGUUUUGGGUAAGGAGGGACCUAUGGUACAUACAGGAGCUUGCAUAGCCUCUUUACUUGGCCAAGGUGGGUCUCGCAAGUAUCACUUGACUUGGAAAGGACUCCGGUACUUUAAAAAUGACCGGGACCGGAGGGACUUGAUCACUUGUGGUGCUGCUGCUGGAGUUGCUGCCGCUUUCCGUGCUCCAGUUGGUGGAGUUCUAUUUGCCCUUGAAGAAGCAGCUUCAUGGUGGAGGAGUGCUCUUCUUUGGAGAACAUUUUUCACUACAGCUGUAGUGGCUGUAGUGUUGAGAGGUUUUAUAGAUUUUUGCCAGAGUGGAAAUUGUGGCCUCUUUGGGCAAGGAGGACUGAUCAUGUUUGAUGUCAGUUCAGCGAAUGCCGCAUAUAGCAGCCCAGACCUAUUAGCAGUAAUAGUUCUUGGAAUUAUUGGGGGGAUUUUUGGAAGCCUCUACAACUAUCUCGUGGACAAGGUCUUGCGUACUUACAGCAUCAUCAAUGAGAAAGGUGCGCUAUUUAAAGUGAUCCUUGUCAUUGCCAUCUCCCUCCUGACCUCAUGCUGUUCAUUCGGCCUUCCAUGGUUGGCAAAGUGCACACCCUGCCCUGUUGACUUGCACGAGCCAUGCCCCACCAUAGGUCGAUCGGGCAACUUCAAGAACUUCCAGUGCCCGUCAGGCCAUUACAAUGACCUUGCCUCCCUCUUCCUCAACACCAAUGAUGAUGCUAUCCGUAACCUAUUUAGCUCUGGCACUAAGAAUGAAUUUCACAUGUCCACCCUAAUAAUCUUCUUUGCUGCUGUUUAUUGCCUCGGCAUUAUCACUUAUGGCAUUGCUGUUCCCUCUGGACUCUUCAUCCCAGUCAUCCUCGCUGGAGCCACCUACGGACGCUUGGUUGGAAACCUUCUUGGGUCCCUUUCUGACCUCGAUGCUGGUCUAUUUGCUCUCCUUGGAGCUGCCUCUUUCCUUGGUGGCACCAUGAGGAUGACAGUGUCUCUUUGUGUCAUAUUGCUUGAGCUCACCAAUGAUCUCCUAAUGCUUCCCUUGAUGAUGCUAGUUCUACUUAUCUCAAAAACUGUAGCAGAUUGCUUCAACAAAGGUGUGUAUGACCAAAUAGUGAAAAUGAAGGGUUUUCCUUUCCUGGAAGCCCAUGCAGAACCUUAUAUGAGGCAUUUAGUCGCGGGGGAUGUUGUGUCAGGUCCAUUAAUCACUUUCGCUGGUGUGGAGAAGGUGGGCAAUAUUAUACAUGCUUUGAAAAUGACAGGACACAAUGGUUUCCCAGUGAUUGAUGAGCCACCCUUCUCAGAUGCACCAGAAUUGGUUGGCCUUGUGCUGAGGUCCCAUCUGCUUGUGUUACUCAAGGGGAAAAUGUUCUCGCGAGAGAGGGUGUUGACUGGGGAUGAGAUAUCACGGAGGUUUGAUGCAUUUGAUUUUGCCAAAGCAGGAUCUGGUAAGGGGGUAAAGCUAGCGGACCUGGACCUUCAGGAGGAGGAUAUGGAGAUGUACAUUGAUCUACAUCCAAUCACUAAUACAUCUCCAUACACAGUUGUGGAGACAAUGUCUCUAGCCAAAGCUAAGCUGCUCUUUAGGCAGCUUGGCUUAAGGCAUAUGUGUGUGGUACCAAAAACCACAGAUAGACCACCGAUCGUUGGAAUCUUGACGCGGCAUGACUUUAUGCCAGAGCAUGUAUUAGAUCUCUUCCCUCACUUCAAACCCACAAGAAGGGGAAGGAAGUAACUUGGAGGUUUUAUGGCUAUGAUGUUAGUUUGACUCAAUAAUUUUUUCGAUAUUCGGUGUUAUUAGUGAUACAUUCUUUUGU
Telopea speciosissima is the source of this 2504-nucleotide messenger RNA. RefSeq names its product chloride channel protein CLC-c-like. Lineage: Eukaryota; Viridiplantae; Streptophyta; Magnoliopsida; Proteales; Proteaceae. Gene Ontology annotation, cellular component: intracellular membrane-bounded organelle; plant-type vacuole membrane. Gene Ontology annotation, biological process: transmembrane transport; chloride transport. The transcript has 7 exons. Gene Ontology annotation, molecular function: voltage-gated chloride channel activity. The coding region runs from base 83 to 2422 and encodes 779 amino acids. The record is from RefSeq and is a predicted model, not a curated record.